Messenger RNA from Mus musculus (house mouse), 1233 nucleotides. It is a transcript of the gene Rsph14, whose product is annotated as radial spoke head homolog 14 (Chlamydomonas). The coding region runs from base 71 to 1066 and encodes 331 amino acids. NCBI's taxonomy places the organism in Eukaryota, Metazoa, Chordata, Mammalia, Rodentia, Muridae. The record is from RefSeq and is a predicted model, not a curated record. Gene Ontology annotation, cellular component: extracellular region. The transcript is spliced from 7 exons.
UUGGCUCCCCAGAGUAUUGACCGAGAAGCUGCAGACGCUGGCAGUCUCCUAGCAACCAGGUCGCCUGGUAAUGGGCCAAGCGCUCUGGCUGGCAGACACCAGGAGACUUCACGCACUGAGCAGUUUCUACAGAGGUUCAUUUUCAAAGCCCUUUGGCAGGUGUGAAAAGAUGGCUCAUGCCCGCAUCUCCAUGUAUAUGCCUCCUGACAUCGACCCCACAAAAGCCGCCAUUGCUUAUGGCUGCCGGGCCUUGAGCAAGCUUAAUGAGGAGCUACAGUCAAGGGAUCUCCUGACAAGGCAGAAAGCCCUAGUGGCUCUGUGUGACCUCAUGCACGAUCCUGAGUAUGUCUACGAGGCCAUCAACAUAGGCUGCCUGGAGAGCCUGAAGACCCUGCUGCAGGAUGAUGAUAACCUGGUACGGAUAAAGACCACGGAGGUUCUAUACAUCAUGGCCACCCAUUACGUAGGCAGAGUUGGCUUCUUAAAGCAUGACAUCAUCCAAGCCCUGUCACUCCUGCUGAGUGAUCACCAGACCCUCUGCCGGGAGAAUCUACACCAGGCAUACAAGCAUCUGGCACAGUUGCCUAAAGGGGCCCAGGGUAUCGUCCAGAGUGGCCUGAUCCCCUCGCUGGUACGGAAGCUGCAGAAGGAGGAGGACCAUAUUCAGGAGAUCAUCUUGGACACUCUGGCGCUGUGCCUUCAGGAGGACGCCACCGAGGCCCUAGAGAGCCAAGCCGUGCCCUGUUUAAAGGAGAAGCUCCUUAGCCAAAACUCUGAAAUCCGCAGCAAAGCCGCCCGGGCGCUCAUUGCCAUCAGCAUCCCGUUGGAUGGCAAGAAUCAGGUGUGGAAGAAUAAAGUCAUUCCCAUCCUGGUGACUCUGUUGUCAGACACGGAUGAGGAGGUGAAGGCCAAUGCCGCCGGGGCUCUGAUGCACGCCACAGUGACCACUGAAGCCACAGUGAGCUUUCCAGAUGUAUCUUCCUCAUGUCAAGGGUCAAGUAGUGACCUCUCAGGCCUCAAGGCUCCAUCCAAAUCCACUUUUGACUUAUCAUCAAAGUCCUUUUGAGGUUUGGUCCAAAUUCCAGUCCUCACUCAUUUUCCGGGACACAGUGGACUGCCAGAGACUUCUCACAAGCUGCUCACAUUAGGACCUCUGCCUCUCAACAUCAAGCCCUUUCUUUGGCCUAAAGAUGUCACCUCAGGCUCAGGUCUCGUAUAAACCAUGAUCAAUUA